CAGGGAUUUCGCAUAAAAUUAUCAAGUGGCUAUCGCGGUCGGCUCUGCUCCUCUAAUUGGAAAAAGCACGCGUUGCAGCGCCCAGCCGCACCAACGCUUCUUCCGCUUCCCUAGCGAGCCAAGGAUCGCCUGCCAUGGCGACGCUGGAGCGGCGGGAACUCGGAAACACCGGCUUUAAGCUCAGUUGUGUCGGAUUCGGCGCCUCCCCUCUCGGCAAAGUUUUCGGCGACGUUUCCCAUGAAGACGCCCUCGCCGCCGUCCGCCUCGCUCUUCAGAGUGGCAUCAACUUCUUUGAUACCUCCCCGUUUUAUGGGGGUACCCUCUCGGAGACGGUGCUAGGUAACUGCCUCAGCGAGUUGCAGGUGCCACGCGAGGAGUUCAUUGUCUCCACCAAGUGUGGACGCUACAAGGACGGAUUCGAUUUCAGCGCGCAGAGGGUAACUAGGAGCAUCGAUGAGAGCCUUGCCAGAUUGAAGUUGGAUUACGUCGAUAUCCUCCACUGUCAUGACAUCGAAUUCGGGUCGCUUGAUCAGAUUGUCAAUGAGACAAUUCCAGCAUUGCAGAAGAUAAAAGAGUCAGGAAAGGCCAGAUUUAUUGGGAUAACUGGUCUGCCUUUAGGGAUAUUCACAUAUGUUCUUGAUCGUGUUCCACCGGGUUCAGUUGAUGUUGUUCUUUCAUAUUGUCAUUAUGGUAUUAACGAUUCAACCUUGGUUGAUUUGCUACCAUAUCUCAAAAGCAAGGGUGUUGGGGUAAUCACUGCCUCACCUCUAGCGAUGGGCCUUCUUACAGACGUCGGUCCACCGGAGUGGCAUCCUGCACCAUCAGAGCUCAAGUCUGCCUGCAAAGCUGCAGCUGCUCACUGUAAGGAGAAAGGGAAAAACAUUUCAAAGAUAGCUCUACAAUACAGUUUGAUGAAUAAAGAAAUUGCUACUGUGCUGGUUGGUAUGAAUUCUUCCAAGCAGGUCGAGGAAAAUCUCGCUGCUGCAGUAGAAUUGUCAAGCCUGGGAAUCGACGAGGAUCUUUUGCAUGAAGUGGAAGCUGUUUUACAGCCGGUUAAAAACCUGACAUGGCCGAGUGGGAUUCAACAAAAGCCAAAUCCUGCAUGAAACCUUGAAAAGCUUAUGAUGUUAAAUCACGCAUCAGUGCUGCUACUGCUGCUGGAUCUGCAGAGUGCAGCAGCAAUUCUAAUUUAUUUUGAGAGUCAAAAGCACAAUAAAAAUUAAAAUAAAAUCGUAGCAGAUAAUCUGUGAGAUGGUUGUUGCCCUGCCUGGUGGACCGCUACAAGGGAGUUCGCAAGACUUGUUUUUUAGUUGUUCUUGAUUGGGAGGACAUAUUUUUAGCCAAUAAAUCUCGGAUUUGGUUGGUAA
Molecule: messenger RNA, 1367 nt
Organism: Zingiber officinale
Lineage: Eukaryota; Viridiplantae; Streptophyta; Magnoliopsida; Zingiberales; Zingiberaceae
Product: L-galactose dehydrogenase-like
Exons: 5
Coding region: 135-1106 (323 amino acids)
Biological process (GO): L-ascorbic acid biosynthetic process
Cellular component (GO): cytosol
Molecular function (GO): L-galactose dehydrogenase activity
Source: RefSeq, a predicted model, not a curated record